UUCCACAAUGAAGAUUAACAUAGUAACCACACAGCUCAUCAAGCCAUCUUCUCCAACCCCAGCUGAGCGUAGAGAUUACAAACUCUCCUUCAUAGAAUGCCAAAUACCACAUUUUUACAUACCUCUCAUUCUCUACUAUUCUGCACAGAAAACCAGCAACGUCAAACAAUCUCAAAUCUUCAAAUGGCUGAAGACAUCUUUAUCAGAAACUCUAACUCACUACUACCCUAUGGCUGGAAGAAUCAAGGGCCAGACCUUGAUUGAUUGCAACGAUCAAGGGAUCCUAUACGCUGAAGCUGAAGUCGAUGGUCAUCUUUCAGACCACCUUAAAAAUCCGGAAAUCCAAAUUCUUGAUCAUCUCAGCCCUUGCAAGUCGAGUGGCAGAAUAACGGAUGAAAGAGAAUUGUUAGCCAUUCAAGUUAACUUCUUCAAAUGUGGAGGAUUAGCCAUUGGUAUAUGCCACUCGCACAGGAUUGCAGAUGGAUGGAGCAUUUGCUCUUUUAUCAAAGCUUGGGCUGCCACGGCCGCGAAAGCUUGGGGUUUAAGCAAUAAUAUGGUAUUAGAGCCUGUCUUUAACUCUGCACCUCUUUUUCCUUUAAGAAAAACUCCUGAUUUUGAGCCUGAUCCAGAAACUCCACCGCUUCAAACUCCAGUCGAAAAGUUUGUAACAAAAAGGUUUGUUUUCGAUGCCCCGGUGAUCGAAUUACUUAAAUCAAAAGCCAUGGCUCGUUGGCCCGGGGCAAAACCAACAAGAGUCCAGGUUGUAUCAGCAUAUAUAUGGAUGUCUUGCAUGGCUGCAAAUGCGGUGGAAGAAAAUGGCACAUCUGUUAUAUCCCAUCCAGUGAAUUUGAGGAAAAGAAUGAUCCCACCACUGCCGGAUACUUCUUUCGGUAAUAUCUUCCAAAUGGCGCAUGCUGUAACAAGUGGUGCAGCCGCUAAAGAUUGGAUUGGGUUGGUGGAGAAAAUCAGGGAAGCAUUUGGAAAAAUAAACCAAAGUUAUGGUAAAAAACUACUAGGUGAAAAUGGAUGUGAAGUUGCAGAGAAUAACUUCAAUGAGGUUGGAAGAUUUUUGGUUCGGAAAGAUGUGCACGGUGUUAGGUUCAGCAGCUGGUGUGGAUUUCCAAUUUUUGAGGCCGAUUUUGGAUGGGGAAAUCCCAUUUGGGUGAGUAGUACAAGUUUUUCUUGUAAAAAUCAUGUCUUCCUCUUCGAUUCAAGAUCUCCUGGUGGCAUCGAAGCCUGGAUAGUAAUGGCUGAAAAGGAAGUGGCCAAAUUUGAGCAGGAAGUGGACCUAUUGACUGUGAAUUGAUUAGUUUAUUCAGGAACUUGUUUCACAUGUGUUAAUUUCAGUAGUGGAUUUUCUUCAAGCUACGUGGAAAGCCGUGGUUCAUGGACUUCUUGAACUUGCUUUGCACUGUAUUUGUACAUUUUACCUGAAUGCAAGGAAUAGAAUAUUCUGCAUUUUCAUUGAAGCUGGGG
This is a messenger RNA of Coffea arabica (coffee), 1476 nucleotides long. RefSeq names its product limonoid 21-O-acetyltransferse-like. Lineage: Eukaryota; Viridiplantae; Streptophyta; Magnoliopsida; Gentianales; Rubiaceae. The record is from RefSeq and is a predicted model, not a curated record.